GGCCUCAUCGUGUACCGAUAUACCAGGAAAGCGUGCACACAGGAGAAUGCAAAGCGAUUCCGAUUUAAAUAAUAAAACGCUACUCUAAACGUCUCCCACAGCCUCACGGGAACGGUAUACGCGUAUAGAAAAGACAAAUAAAGAUCUUCCUAUAGCGGAUGGUGGGAUUCCUUUUAUAUCGGUCGCGUAACGUUGUCCUUGUCCAAAGUUAACGCAACCAGGGAAACGAGACGAAUAUAUAGUAAAUUAGGGGAAACAUUGAUAAAACGGGAUACUGUCGGCAGGUAUCAAAUCGUACACUCUUUGCAAAAAUAAUUCAAGAUAAAACGAAGAUAAUACAUCGAAAAGGAAAUGAGUAAUGAAAGUAUAGCUCUGAAAGAAGUAUUUGAUGAGAAACCAUUGGACAGAGUAUAGUAUUUAACAUUGCAAACUGUAUUUUAUAAUAUAAUAUAUUACAAUAUUACUAAUACUAGAUAUGUAGAAAUCACUGGUUAGUGAUCUCUAUAGGUCGUAACUCCCUCGCAAUUCACUCGCAACUGUCUCGCUACUCACUUGCUACUCACUCGUAACUCCCUCGCUACUGCAACUCUCAAACUUUUGUCGCAACUGACUAACGACUACCUUUUAUUCCACGGUUUUGUUCCACAGAUUUAGAUGAUUCGUGGUCAAAUACACUUUUUCCAAUUACCUAAUGUCAUAAAGGGCUACAAGUAUAUGGUCCAUCCGAAUUUCCAAUUUUUCCAUUGCUUUUCACCUGUAGUUCAUCAGAAUUUUCCCCAGGAUUUUUCCCCAAUACUACAGAUAUACAUAAGUAAAUAAAAGAUUGGUUCGUAAUGAUUAAUCAUUGUCAUUAAUUAUUAUUGUAGAAUAUUUAAAAUAAACAUAAACAUAGUAAUUUUUACGUUACACGGGAAAAAUAUUGCAAAGAUGUCAAUGUUCCUUAAUUUACGAUACGCGAAUAACACGGUACAUAUAAGAUGAACGGUGUAUACUGUAAAUGAAAAUUACUGCGACAUAGUUAGAAAUUUGUUAUGGAAAAUUACAAAUUUAUUACAGUAGUUGUACACACAGGUCCUAAAGUCCUAACGACAGUAAAGCGCGUUAGGAUGCGCUACGCAGAUAUUUUUGAUUGUGACUUUAUCCAUUAUUGUGAAACCGCAGGAAAUAAUCGUGACCCGAUGAAUAUAAACUUUCUACGAAUGAGCAACAUGGCAGCAAAGAGGCGUUAGGAUGAUACUAGAAAUAAAAACGGUCGAUUACGCAAGUUUGGUGUCAUCGAUGUGUCUUUCGAUGUUUUGAUUCACGAUCGUUUUUUAAUGUGCGACGUCGAAUCAACAAAUGCCGCGGAUAUGCUUCGAUUGGUAUCGAUAUAGAGAUCCUGAAUGGAACCACGAUGACACUAAUGAAGACUGGUUGAAAUGUCAUGUGCUGUUUUAUACGCACAACCGAGGAAGUUCACCGUGUCGUUUUCCUAAUUCAGUGCUUAGUGCUUGGUAUCGUGUUCGAAAGGAACCCACGCAUAAUUUUCGCCCAUUACAAAAAAGUUUUGCGCCAGGCAUCGAAACAUUAUUAUCUACUCCUCUGAAUAUUAUAUCGCGUCGUUUAUCAUGUUUCGUUGUGACGUAAACAAUGUUCCAGUUUUUUAAAAAACCUGGACAAAAAGACAGACCCAGAUCUUUCCAAACUUCUCCCACAAAAUCAACAAGCUCUGGGAAAUCAUACGGGGAUGUAUUCAAUAGUGGCUCUUCGAUUCAAACAUCAACAGAUGCAUUGUGCAGCCUUGAGGAGGAAGAGGAGGAUGAAAUUCUGAAUGGCGAAACAGAAGAAAUAUGUUCCUUCAACUCUCAGCUUUCUAAGACACUUCCACAGAUACUUGCAGACAAAGGUGCUCUAGGCUAUUUCAUUCAGUUUAUGGAAACACAGAAUUGUAUAGCACUUAUUAAGUUUUGGCUGGAAGUCGAAUGCCUGUGCAGUUCGUAUAAUGUAUUAGAAAAUACGACGGAGAAUAUCGAAUGCUUAAAUUGUGUAAAGAAUACAAAUAGUAUUUCUAAUUCGAUAGACAACAAUGAAAAUUUCCAAUGUGAUGUGGCACAGAAUAAUGUAAAUAGUCAUGAAAGUAAGAAACUACUAUUCGACGAAUAUGUAAAUAGUAAUGAUGUGAAAUCAAAUUGCAACGACAUGCCAAAGACUAGUCAAACCAUAAGCAAAAUGCGACAAUCAAAUCACAACUGCAGAAGAAGAAAUAUGACUACCAUUAGGCAAGAUGUGUUAAGAAUUCAUAAAAGGUAUAUUACUAAGGAUACUUUGGGUACGAAUCAAAUCCCCGAAGACCUGAAAAUAAAAAUGGAGAAAGUUCUUACCUGUGAAAACAUUGAGCCUAUGCUGCAGUGCCUAUCAGCUGUUCAAAAGAUUGUAUAUCAAAUAUUAGAAAAUGAACACAUUAAUGACUUUUUACGAAGUGAAUUUCACUGCAAACAUCAGAUUGAUGUUCUUACAAGUGGCAAUGUACAGUUAGCAGAUAUAUUGUACAAUGAAACAGCAUUCUUUUAUUUUAUGGAGUUUAUGGAACUUGAGAAUAAACGUGAAUUAUUAGACUUUUGGAUGUCAGUCAUGAGCUAUAAACAAAAUUUAUUAGAAAAAAAGGAUGCUGCAGAUCCUGAGGAAGCACAAACUGAUGCUCUAAUUAUUUAUGACAAGUAUUUUAGCUUACAAGCAACGAUGCCCCUUGGUUUCAGCGAUAGAAUUCGUUUCCAAGUCGAACAGAACAUUUGUCGCGAAGAUGGAGAAGGGCCACAACCCGAUUGUUUUGAUAAACCUUGUAGAAUUGUAUAUAAUAUUCUGAAUAAGUAUUAUCUACCUACCUUCUUAUCAUCUCAGUUAUAUUACAAAUACUUAUCAGAAUUAAUCAGUACUAUACAAAGCAGUCCAUGUUCGAAUUUACAUCCUAGGCUAAAAAGAGCAGGUUUGUGUUCUGAUUGUAGUAGUGAGGUCAGUUCUGUUAGUAUCAAUAUGCAGAAUACCCUGCAGGCAGGGAAUGAAGGAAAUAAAUUGAACAAUAGUAAAAAAAUUACUGGUGGUAUGAACAUUGAUACCAGACAGCUUUAUGAUCCAGAUUCCUUAUGGAAACGUAACAAAUAUAGUUUGAGCGUCGGUUAUAUUGAUUCGUUAGGCAGAUUCGUUACUGAGAUAGACCCCGACCCUCAAAGAAAAUACGAAUCUCGAUUAACACGUGCUGUAAAAAGGCUUGUAAAUAUGGAGCAGGAUAAGGCCAAAGAGGAGUUAGCAUGGAAGAUUGCUGAGAUGAUCGUUCGUGAGAUCACCUCUUUGACUCGAGGAGCUUCGAAUUUUUCAUCUUGAUGACAGACGCUAAGUUCGACAUCAAGUCAUUUCUUUUUUACGUAAUAUACUUUGCGCUUUAAGUGUUUUAAGGUAAAUAUUCUGUUUAACAUUGUGUAUGUUUUUUUAAUUUUUUAUAAAACGACAUCGCGUAUUCCAAGUGCCAAAUUGCGUAAUGAUAAACCUAAUUAUUUUACUAUUAAAUAUAGCAAUUGAAAAAGGAGUGAGUUCGUAUCCAUAAGUUUUAAUAUAUUUAUUUGCUUUUCGCAACACGUUUAGAACACACGUGUAUAGUAUCAAAUUUAUUAUAAAAUUGUCUAUAAAAGGCAAGCACAUGUAUAUUUUCUACGUUUAUAAGAAUUCUUUUCAAAAAGUAAUUUUCUAUUGCGAUAUUAUUUCACUUUAUUCACGCAUUCGUGAUAAGUUUAAUAAUUUCAGGUUUCAUAAAAAUAAUAAAAAAAUUAUUGCAGUUGAAAAAAACAGAUAAUAAUAUCACUGUAAAUAAAAUACAAAGCUCUCGUUUAUUUAAGGCAUAAUAGCAAACCGUACAAACGAAAACAAUAAUUUUCAAGUGCUUUAACUUCAUACUCUUUCUAAUGUUUAUGAGAUUAUAAAAGUAUUCGUUUCUAUUCUAAAAUAUAAUUGUAAUUUUGAGGCGACUAUAUUAGACGACUUAUAUAUAUUAUAUAAGAAUGUACAGAGCAUAUGUAUUGUUUCGCGUUCAAUAUAGCGUAUUACUUAAAUUAUUCAACUGCCAAGUAUUUCUGUAAUUCAGUACAUUUCUUAUAUCUUCUGUGAACGUAAAUGUCUCUUGUUUGCAAAAAUAUAAAAGAUGAAAAAAAUAUUUUAUACGCGAUAGGUAAACAAUUUAUGACAUAUCGUAAAGGAGUGUGAUUGGAAUGCGAUACGUAUGUCUUAAAAAUCAAUGAAUGAAAUGCAAUGUAGAUAUUAGAAAGUGAGUGGCCGUUUGACGAAAUUGUAGAUUUUUAGCAGUCGAAUUUCAAAUAAUAAUUUCAUUUAUUUCGCACAAACCUUUGCAAAUUUACUACAGAUUCUUUGAGGCGCUCUUACAUUUUAAAUGUUUAUACUUGGCGGUAUUUAUUAUAGAAUUUUUAAGUGAUUUAUACAAAGCAUUCAGUUCUUUACUCGUAGAGUCGAAAAACUUUUAUAUACGAUCAGUCUUAUUAUGUAUAGUUAGGAUUAGUCGGUAAUAUAUAGUAUUACAUAAAACUUACUUUAUUAAAAUCGAAUAUAUUUUUAGAAAAAAGUAUAAAGAAAAUGAAAAUUGCUAUACAUAAUGUACUAAGAAGAUGAGUUGGAUAAUGUGAUGAACAUAUGCAAUCCAAAACUAAUGUUCUUAAAAUGUUAGUGGAUUUUAAGUUGAACGACGCACGUUAGUUCCUCUUCCUUUAAAGAUAAAAGAAUAAUUAUUUUAAAAAUAGAUUAAUCAAUCUUGCAUAUAAAUCUUACAGUAUUUUGGCAGUUUAUACUCUUACAAUGAUUCAUAUUUUUAAGGCUAUAGAAGAUUUCGUUUUUAUAUACAGCAAGCAUUCAAGCUUUGUGCGUUAGUAUGAACGAACAAAUUUUGUAUUAGUUAUUAUAUUCUUUAUAUUCACACAGUAAUUUUGGUACUACACGUAAAUACAAUUCGUUACCGGAAAACAUAGUCUUGGUACUCUUUAUAAAAUUUAUAUGUAAAUCUCUAGAAAAAGGAGUAUUCGAUCAUUUGUUAAUAGCGAUGUACAUAAGAAUUUUUUUUAUUAAAAGGAGAGGGGUUGUUGCAGGAAUAAAAUUUGUUAAUCAAAAAAAUCAAGAUAUCUCUUUUGAAAAUUCUAUGUGUAUUAUUUUUUGUAGAUAUGUAUUCUUUAAAGGUGCUCUUUAUUAACCGUAAUAAAAACGACGAUCGGCAAAU
This is a messenger RNA of Bombus pyrosoma, 5248 nucleotides long. RefSeq names its product A-kinase anchor protein 10, mitochondrial (gene pkaap). The transcript is spliced from 9 exons. The coding region runs from base 1630 to 3357 and encodes 575 amino acids. Gene Ontology annotation, cellular component: plasma membrane. Gene Ontology annotation, biological process: intracellular protein localization. The record is from RefSeq and is a predicted model, not a curated record. Gene Ontology annotation, molecular function: protein kinase A binding. NCBI's taxonomy places the organism in Eukaryota, Metazoa, Arthropoda, Insecta, Hymenoptera, Apidae.